This is a messenger RNA of Drosophila elegans, 3640 nucleotides long. RefSeq names its product protein distal antenna (gene dan). Gene Ontology annotation, molecular function: DNA binding. The record is from RefSeq and is a predicted model, not a curated record. The coding region runs from base 959 to 2962 and encodes 667 amino acids. Lineage: Eukaryota; Metazoa; Arthropoda; Insecta; Diptera; Drosophilidae. The transcript has 2 exons.
UUGGGCCGGCCAAUAUGCCAAAAUGCGAAAUUCCGAAAAGGCCGAAAAGCAAUGCGAACGGGGAAGCCAAAGCGAGAGGACUUCUUCGCCGCCGUCUUGGCCGUUAUUAAUCAUUGUACAUUUGGCUGUCCUGUCAACGAAAAAGGCCGCGAAUUUCGCUAGAGCUGGAGCGAAAGAGAGAGCACGCUGGAGAAAGAGAGAAGGACAGAAAGAGAGAGAGAGAGAGAGAGAGAAAGAGCGACUACUCACGCACACCUACGGCCACGUAAAAGAAACAAAAACGACAACUACAACUACAACACCAGCAGGACAGACUGACCAGCACACAACCACCACCACCAACGUUUUUACGUAUGUGUGAGUGAGAACGAUAUGCCGCAUUUCGUGGACGUGCGACUUUAAAUUUCCCGUGACGUCGCCGCCGCCGCCGCCGUUGCCGUCGUCGCCGUGCGGAAAUUCGCCGCGCUAAAAUCAAAAUUCACUCAAGUCCGCCGCGGUAGUUUGUCGCCGCACGCUAGCCCAGCCGCUCAGGUUCGCACAGCCACGUCACAGUCGCAGCGCCGCAAAGCGUCACAAUAUCACAAUAUCCUUCGACGAGCGCGAGAGAGGUCGCCGCACCGCAUGUCCAUGUCCUUUCGCUGAAAUUCGCACGCCAAAUAAUCGCAUAAAGUGUUCGCUUGUGUUUCCCGUUUAUCCUCGAAACAAAAAAAAAAACGAAUCCAAACAAUAACAAUAACUGCUAUCCAUGUGAGCUACAUAUAUCGUGAAUUUAAUAUCGCUGGUCGAAAAAUAAACAAGAGUAAAUAGCUGUGCUAUCCGGACUCAUUAGGCCAACACCGGAAAAUCUCCCGCCUUCGCUGGAAGAAGGCCCAGAUCACAUUUCGCCCCGGAAGUUAAUUUAAAAGGCGCCAAGCUGUUCGACAACGGCCUCAAGUUGGAUAUUUCCAGCUACCCCCACAUGAACAUCCGCAUGGGCACCAAGGGCAAACGGCCUUUGCGCAGCCUGACGCCACGUGACAAGAUCCAUGCCAUCCAGAGGAUCCACGAUGGCGAGUCCAAGGCCUCGGUGGCCCGGGACAUCGGAGUGCCGGAGUCCACUUUGCGUGGAUGGUGCAAAAACGAGGACAAACUGCGCUUUAUGUCCAGGCAGUCCACCACGGACAACCUGUGCGCCGACGCCUUGGCCGAUAAAUUGGAUGUCUCCGGGGGAGGAGUUGGAGGAGGAGGAGGAGGAGGAGGAGGAUUGCUGGGUCCCCCGGAGAAACGGCAGCGAUUGGAUGCCGCCCUGCCCCUGAACUUCUCCAACAAACUUAAGUUCGACGAGCUGGCCUUCAAGCGAUCACCCCUCAAUGGUCUGGACUACAGUACAAACAAGAAUCUGGCCGAGUUGGGCUACAAUGGCCUGCCCGUGGACUAUGCGGCCUUCAAUGGUGGCGUAGUGGGGGCGAAGGGCAAGGUCUUUGGGGCCGACAUCAACAGACCAGCCACAGCAGAUCCCUCCCUGAAUGCCAUCAGUCCGCUCUCCAGUCUAACGCAUCUGUCGGGUCUCACGGGCAUCUCACAGUCCCCGCUGGCUAUCAGUUUCAACGAGCUGACCACCAACCUCAACCUGCUGGCCCAGCUCAAUCCGGGUCUGGCGGCCAUGUCGGGUUUGAGUAGCUUUCCGGGUGCCGCUGGUGCUGGUGGCUUGAGGAACCCCAAGCCAAGUGGACAAAGUCCCAGGAGUGAUAGUGGAGAUCGCACUCAAUCGGGUUUGUCGGUGAAGAACUGGGCCAAACAGAAGCCAGGGGAAGCAGCCCAGGGCAGCCUUAAUCUGAGCAUCAAGAACGAGGUCAAGGGGGGCGAUAUCAAGAGUCCAAGUCCCUCGAUUGCGCCCUCUCAGUUGGGCGGACCCAUGACGCUCUCCAAUCUGGCCGAGGAUCCCUUACUCUACUGGCUGAAAUCGCAGCAGACCAUGUUGGGUCUGAAUCCCCUCUAUCCGCCCAGCAUACCAAUGGGCGUGACCAGUCCUCCGAUACGCUCCUCCACGCCGCAGCAUCACAUGAACCAGCUUGCCCAGACGCCGCCCAUACCAUCGGCCCCACUCACGCCCUCGUCCACGCCCUCGGGAAGUCUGGACGAGAAGAAUGCGGCGUGGUACAACUGGUGCAAGGCCUUCGGGGCCAGUCUGCACACCCUCAAUCCCAAUGCAGCCACUCUGGCCGCCCUGCAAGCCAAUUCCAUGCAACAGCAGGUGGCCAACUCCACAGCUGAGGGAGAUCCCUCGAAUAUUCUGUAUUCCCAUCUCACCAAGGAGACUGAGACGCCUUCGGUGAGAAGUCUAUCCUCCAAUGAGCAGAAUGCCGAAGCGGAUGAGGAACUGGGCGACUCUGGCGACCCAGAUGCCCGAGAAGCGGAGGUCGAGGGCUCCGGCAAGCCAGAGGAUCUGUCUUCCGCCGGCAAGGUGAUGACACCCUCGCAAAGUCCCCUGGCAAAUUCAGAAUCAAUGCCAGCCAGCAGCAGUAGUCCCAAAAACACCGAGAAGAUCCUAGACAAUAUGCUGUUCAAGAUGGGUGGCAGCGAAUCGGAGGGCAGUUUUCAGAACAACAACGAUGUGAGUGCCAGCAAUAAUAAUAACAAUAACAAUAACAACUCCAACAAGACGGACGAGGAGGAGAAGGCCAAGUAUCUGGACUGCACAGGCGAUGAGGACACAGAGGCCAUACAUCAUGGUGAGAAAUUUCUGCAGUGGCUGGAGAACUGCAGCAAUCCUCGGGUGACAGCCGUGCAGCUGAUGCAGCUGAGAUUUCUGAUAGCGGCCAUCAAGUCGGGCAACGAGAUGCCGCCAAUGGAGAAGCCCUGCUCCAGGAGUUUGCAGGAGGAGAGCGAGGAUAACAAGGAUAACAAGGAUAACAAGGAUAGCAAGGAUAGCAAGGAGGAGGAGGAGGGCAGUGGCCGCGGCAAGAGUCGCCGUCGCAAAUAGGAAAAGCCAAAGUUGGCGCCCAUGGAGCCAGCCACGGAUACAGAGGAUUACCCAAGCAAUGCGGCCAGGCAGGAUAUGGAUGCGGAUCCCUCCCACAGGAUGCAGCAUGUCUAUGCCCCGGCAGUCUACAGAUCGUCGGCCACCCUACUCAGCUCCCUGUUCUUCCCCCCCUACGAAUUUGUACAUUGUGACCUCGACGAUGAGCCGGAUGACGACUGCCAGAUCACGGGCGAGUACCAGCAGUAUGACGAACUGAGCUCCAGCUCCAGCUAGAUCUUGCCUCCUGGAUCUCCACUGAAUUUAUCUCCUAGCUGUGACAACACCUACUAUCGAGCAUACUUUCAGCCUCUCUUCCAUUCAAUUCAAUUCAAUUCUCAACUCAAUUCUCAACUCAAUUCCAUUGUAUUGUAUUAAUUAAUCGUACGGCUAAUGUGUAUAUAUCGAGAAUCUCUAUUUGUAGCUAUUAUGCAUUUCUUUUUCAAACGGAAAAACAAGCGAUUUUGUUUUAUUUCGGUUGUUUUAUACCCAAUGCAUUCUAGACAAAAUGUUAUAGCCUUUGUUUUUUGUUACGACAACAAACCUUUUCGAACUGCAAUGGUGUGCAUUUGAUAUCAAACGUUUUUAAAUUUCGUAUAUUAUAUUAAUAACUAUAUGGAAAUGUGCUCAAAAGAAUUUUCU